Molecule: messenger RNA, 1563 nt
Organism: Nanorana parkeri
Lineage: Eukaryota; Metazoa; Chordata; Amphibia; Anura; Dicroglossidae
Gene: UBE3D
Product: ubiquitin protein ligase E3D
Exons: 10
Coding region: 40-1191 (383 amino acids)
Biological process (GO): protein monoubiquitination; proteasome-mediated ubiquitin-dependent protein catabolic process; protein polyubiquitination
Cellular component (GO): cytosol; ubiquitin ligase complex; nucleus
Molecular function (GO): ubiquitin conjugating enzyme binding; ubiquitin protein ligase activity; cyclin binding
Source: RefSeq, a predicted model, not a curated record
AGCUUCCUGCAUGCUGUUACGGUGGCGGGAUCGCUGAACAUGGGCACUAGGGUACGAUUGGAGAUUAGGAAGAACAUGCAGACUGGCAGCCUGAUAUUGGGUGGCUUUGAAGGCAAAAGAUUUCCAAUUGACAUUUCCGUGAGUCAAUCAGCUUUGCAAAUCCAGUCUCCGGAUAAUUGUGACAGGCUUCAUCUGCCGCAAGAGGUGAAGCUGGUUCCUUCAACGUGUAGAUAUGUGCAGCACAUCUCUGGGGAAGGGUUGCAUGUAAGGAUGAAGGCUCGUGUUGACUGCAAAACAGAAAAUAUUCCAAUGGUUAAGGAGAUGCUAAGACGUGAAGAACAAUACACAUUUUACUGCCAGUCAUGUGGGGCCAUUAUUAUUCAUCAACAGCAGUUCCUCAGAGUACUUCCUUUGCCUACUGAAAACUGGAGCUCUUUGGUUGAAGAAUGGUGCUGCCACCCUGAUCCCUUUGCCAAUCGUCGUUGCUUGCCCAAGGUUAACGACUGCUUUCUGGGAGACACAUUUCUUUUGGUGAAUAAAGCAAAAAUCUCAGACCCCCCUGGGGAGACUAAUGAGAUGUCAGAUGUUCCUCAUCCAGUUGAUGCUAAUGUCUCAAAAUCAAAGGAAAAUACCAAAGUCAUUUGCAAGCGUUGCAAGGCAAUACUGGGAGAGACGGUGUCAUCAGACACUAUCAGGUACUAUAUCACUGAAGUAAUGAUUCGACCAUCAUGUCAUGCAUAUACCAUGAUUUCAAGGAACCAGUUUGUGGAGAAUAUGAUUGUCCAGAUUCUCCUGAACUUCUCGUCCUCCAGAAGCACAUUCAGGUUUUGUGUUCAAGGACAAGAUGGCAAACUUUUCCUGCUGCUCUGGCUACUGAAUGUUGACACAGUUUUGGUAGAAUCAAGGUCAUCUGGAAGAAAUAAUUCAUAUUUUUUUUCUGGAAAUACAUCCAGUGAGUCGUCAAAUGCCCUGGAAGUUCAGAAUUGUGCAAGGCUACUAUACAUGCCAUGCAUUGACAAAAGUCAUCCAGAGCUUGAGGAUAAAUGGAUGAAUGAAACUGGAGCUCAUUCCUUGACAUUUCCAUCCAGAACUUGCUUAGAGCUGAUCUUGUUGCUCUCUCUCAACAAUGCCGCUUUGCCUCACUCCUUGCGAUUCAUGAACGAAUGGCAGGUAUCCUACUUGAAGAUAUGAGCAACGAGUCCGUAACCAUCCAUGUUCAUUAGAAUCGAAUGUGGUAAAAGAAAUGAAUGUAAAUGACUGAAAAGAAAAAUGGCAGCUGUCAUAUAUUUGGAAACACAGAUGAGAGACUGAUCUCCGGCAUACAUAAGAUAUUUAUUUUUUUGGGCUAUAAUUCUUUAGAGAGUUAUAGAUAACCUUUAAAAAGAAAUGUGAUAUGUAAUUCUACAGGGAUCCCAUUAUUAAAUUCCCAAGCCUGAGCUGAUCUUCCAUAGACAUUCCUAACAAUAUGUUCUGGGUUGUACAGUGUCCCUAAAAUCACCUCAGUGUCAUUACGAAGAGAAGUAAUUAUAUUGGUCCUACUAUUGCAAGAGUUGGCGGAAGCAG